AUGCUGCCAUUCACAUCGUCGUCAGGGUCAAAGGCGGUCCCUCGACAUCAUGUGAGCGGAUAUUCCAAUGGGUAUCCGCGGGGGAACACAUUUGAGAUCUCUCCCCACAGAUUUCAACCCAGAGGCACCACACCCGCGCUCCGGAGACGAAAGCGACUUCUCGUGCGGCUCGGAAUAGCCGUCGCCACCGUCACUCUCUUCGGCCUCUUUGUCUGGCCCCGCAGCUCCAUCUUCUCCCUCUUCUCCUUCAGCCUCUUAUCCACCGGAGACGACUUCCAAUUGGAAACAGUGCGGUACUACGACCUGUCUAAUGUCCAGGGCACCGCAAGAGGGUGGGAACGCGAGGAGAGGAUACUGCUUUGUGUGCCGCUGCGCGACGCCGAACCGCACCUGCCCAUGUUCUUCUCGCACCUGCGCAAUUUUACCUACCCGCACCACCUGAUCGACCUUGCAUUCCUCGUUUCCGACUCCAAGGACAGAACAUUAGAGGUCCUGACGAACAACCUCGAAGCGAUCCAGGCCGAUGAAGACGACACAAAGCCCUACGGCGAGAUUUCCAUUAUCGAGAAGGACUUCGGGCAAAAGGUUAACCAGGAUGUCGAGAGUCGCCACGGCUUCGAAGCCCAGGCGAGCAGGAGAAAGCUCAUGGCACAGGCAAGGAACUGGCUCCUGAGCGCGGCGCUACGGCCCUCUCAUUCGUGGGUCUACUGGAGGGAUGUCGAUGUCGAGACGGCUCCGUUCACCAUCCUCGAAGACCUGAUGCGCCACAACAAGGACGUGAUUGUACCAAACGUGUGGCGCCCACUACCUGACUGGCUCGGUGGAGAGCAGCCAUAUGAUCUCAACUCUUGGCAAGAAUCAGAAACCGCCCUAGCACUUGCAGAUACGCUAGACGAAGACGCCGUCAUCGUGGAGGGCUAUGCCGAGUAUGCGACCUGGCGGCCCCAUCUCGCAUACCUCCGGGACCCCUACGGCGAUCCCGACAUGGAGAUGGAGAUCGACGGCGUCGGGGGUGUUAGCAUUUUGGCAAAGGCCAAAGUGUUUCGACAUGGUGUCCAUUUCCCCGCCUUCAGCUUUGAAAAGCAUGCCGAAACUGAAGGGUUCGGAAAGAUGGCUAGGAGGAUGCAGUUCUCGGUCGUUGGUUUGCCUCACUAUACAAUUUGGCACAUGUACGAGCCAAGUGUGGAUGAUAUCAAGCACAUGGAGGCGAUGGAGCAAGAGAGACUCGCUCGAGAGCAGGAAGAGAGAGAUAAAGCCGAAAAGGCAAAGAAGUUGAAGGAGUCAUUCGGCGACGCCACAAGCCAGUGGGAGAAGGACAAGAGCGAGAUGCACAACAUUGUGUCUCAAGACAAAAAGACGGGUUCCGGAGACGUGGCGCCCAAAGAAAAGGCGAAUGCUGAGCCCGCCCAACCGGCCCCGGGCAAAGCUGCUGCUGAUCAGGCAGCUGUCGAAAAGCCCAUUGCCAACAAGCCUUCUGCCGAAAACCCGGCGGCUAAGAAACUAGCUGAAAAGGAGAAGGUCGAGGCGUCAGCAAAGUUUGUUCAAAAGGAGACGAAGAAGGAAGACAGGAAGAUAUGA
Molecule: messenger RNA, 1578 nt
Organism: Lasiosphaeria miniovina
Lineage: Eukaryota; Fungi; Ascomycota; Sordariomycetes; Sordariales; Lasiosphaeriaceae
Product: Anp1-domain-containing protein
Exons: 5
Coding region: 1-1578 (525 amino acids)
Biological process (GO): cell wall mannoprotein biosynthetic process; protein N-linked glycosylation
Cellular component (GO): mannan polymerase complex
Molecular function (GO): alpha-1,6-mannosyltransferase activity
Source: RefSeq, a predicted model, not a curated record